AUGGAUAUCUGCAUAGUGACCAGCGACGGUAGAGAUGCCACCUGCUACGAAUACUGCUCCUCUGAUGGCUGCAACCUCCAGGUCAACAAUUUUCACCUCUACAAGUUCGUCAAGAGAGGUGGCAGGAAUGAUUUCAGUGAGUACGAAGGAACUGGUGAUGAUUACAACAAAAAUGAUGGAACUGAAGUAAUGAAGAGAAUCAACAAUCUCGUCGACGUUUGGCAAAUCGACAAAAUGGAUUUCUUCGCAUCGUUCACGAAAAUGUUGAGGAGAGAGCCAGGGGUGACAAACGUGCAAAACAUUCUCUACGCCUUCGUGCCUGCAAUCAGGAUGACACUCGAUGGCGUUGAUGUUGAUGUGCUGUUUGCCAGGCUGCCGGUGAAAGAAUUGGAAGAUACCCUGGAUCUGAUGGACGACGACAUGUUGGAGGGUUUGGAUCAGAAAUUUUUCAGGAGCAUCAACGGUUAUCGAAACACGAUUGAGAUUUUGAACCUCGUCCCACACGUCCAAAACUUCAAAACGACCUUACGAGCCAUCAAACUUUGGGCCAAAAGAAGAGGCAUCUACUCGAAUGUCCUCGGCUUCAUGGGUGAAGUGUCGUGGGCGACAUUGGUGGCCCACAUCUGUCAGAUCUAUCCAAAUGCAACUCCAUCAGUCCUCGUCCACAAGUUCUUCGUCUUAUUCUCACAAUGGAAGUGGCCUCAACCAGUUCUGCUGAAACAUCUGAGUAAGAGUAAGAAGUCCGGAGGUUUUGGUUGCUGGGAUACUCCGGACGAUUUGAUGCCGAUCAUCACACCAUGUUACCCCAACCAGAACUCAGCACACAACGUCAGCAGUUCAACUAAGGCACUCAUAGUGAAAGAACUUAGUAGGGGUCUGAAAAUUUCUCCAACGGUUGAUUCAGCAAAUGCAGCCUGUCAUUUGGAAUGGUCUGGACUCGUUGAAUCUAAACUUAGAAUCUUGGUUCAAAAGUUGGAAACCAAUCCUGAAAUUAAGCGGGCUCAUAUAAGUCUUGAGGAGUAUCUAACAACAAAUAAUACGUUUCAUAAUAACAGGGCAGAUGAACUUUCCAAACAAUGGAUCGUUGGAUUGUCACUGAGUAGAGCCAUGGACGACGAUGUUUUUCUAACUGAAGAGACAUGCGACUUUGUCGAUCUAGAUCUACUCGUGUGCUCUAGUUUGGAUAUAGGGGAAAACCUGCCAGAGGAACAAACCAUUAUACCAACCAAGUCUCAUCAUUUUUCAUGUAAUCAGGAUCACCUUAUUGACAACUUCGCAAUGUAG
This is a messenger RNA of Helobdella robusta, 1284 nucleotides long. RefSeq lists its product as hypothetical. Lineage: Eukaryota; Metazoa; Annelida; Clitellata; Rhynchobdellida; Glossiphoniidae. The transcript is spliced from 7 exons. Gene Ontology annotation, cellular component: nucleus. The coding region runs from base 1 to 1284 and encodes 427 amino acids. Gene Ontology annotation, molecular function: RNA binding; poly(A) RNA polymerase activity. The record is from RefSeq and is a predicted model, not a curated record.